CUAGAUGAUCUGCUCUUCAGAUGGCGAGAAACCUCUCUUCAGAAUGCCGCUCAGGGACUUUCCACGGGCGCCCCAAACGCCGGGUUCGGUUUCCGCUCCAUUUUACAUUGUACAGACUAGAUGAUCUGCUCUUCGGAUGGCGAGGAACCUCGCUUCAGAAUGCCGCUCAGGGACUUUCCGCAGGCGCCCCAAACGCCGGGUUCGGUUUCAUUCAGAGAAUCGAGAGUGGGUACCGCGGCGGGAGAGGGAAAGAGGUGGAUUCUCUGACCGGUUGGGCGGACCGUGAGCUGACAAGAAACUAACAGCAUGGGUGGCAGGCUGGGCAGAAAGCGGAGAGGCUACAACGUGAGCGAGCCAGCGGAAAGUAGAACGGCUGCAGAGUCCACUAACAACCCUGAGGUGAAGCAAGUUGAGCCCAAGAACAAAGCUGUUUCAAAAGACCAAGGCAAGACAACUGGUGAGCCUCCUGAACAACAGUCAGCAAGUGAGGCUCCCAAACAGGCAGAUGAAGGAGCUGGAGAGAAACAAGCAGCUUUGAUAGCUACAGAUGUGGAAGCUGCAGAAAUAAAUGAAGUAGCAGUGGCGAGUACCUCUGAGCCUCCUCAUGGCUCUGAAGUGCAAGGCGACGUAAACUCUUCUGGUUUGGUUGAAGCAGAAAAGCAACUGCCUGACCAGACAGCCCAUUAUCCUUCACCAGAGGCUGGUGAGCCAUCCAGUGCUACUGCAGUGACUGACUUGGCUGCUGAAGUUCCAGAAAGUGGCUCCAAUGCGGAAACUCUAAAACCAGAUUUGGAGCUGGGAAGAAGUGUGGCUGAAGACAUUUCAACUGAGAAGUCUAGUUUGGGUGAUCAAGCUGUGACAAGUCUGGAUGAACAACUAGAAGAAAGCUGUGGAAACCUAGAUGUUGAAGCAGAUCCUGGUAAAGUUCUUAAAGGAGUUUCUGAAGAUGCGUCCCACACUGCAGUGUCUUCGUCUGUCAAUCACGAGGCACCUUCACAAGAAACAGAAAUGUCUGUCCAGGAGAGACAGCUUGAGUCUCAGGUUAAAUGUGACUCUUCUAAGGAAGACGAAGAACCAAAAUUGACAGCAAUAACUGAAGAAACUCCUAUUGAUGUUGUGUUGAAGAAUGAAGUGGCCAUGUUUGCUGUUAUGGAGAAAGAUGUGACUGAACCCAACACUGGAGAAGAGGUUCAGGGAGCAGUUAAUGAACCUCUUCAUUCUACCACCCAAGCAACAACUGAUAUUGGACAGGCACCUGCCUGUGCACAGCAUAGCUCUACCUCUGGAGGUAGUUGUGUUGCUGAAAUUGAAGAUCAUGGCAUUUCAUUAAAAGAAUCUGAAAGUCCAUCUGUAGACUUGUCGCAGGUGGACUUCAGCAGUGUGACAGAUGCAGGCCAAGCAGAUCCAGUGAUUGCAGAAUCUGCCCCAGAGGAUAACUGUCCAAGCACAGAAAAUGUGACUGAAACCAGCCAUGAACAGACUGCGGAGCCGAUGGGCUGCCAAGAUAGCGUGGAAGCUCACAGUGUGAUCUGUGCAGGCCAACCAGAUCCAACGACUACAGAAUCUGUCCCAGAGGAUAAUAGUACAAGCACGGAAAAUGUGACUGAAACCAGCCAUGAACAGACUGCGGAGCCGAUGGGCUGCCAAGAUAGCGUGGAAGCUCACAGUGUGAUCUGUGCAGGCCAACCAGAUCCAACGACUACAGAAUCUGUCCCAGAGGAUAAUAGUACAAGCACGGAAAAUGUGACUGAAACCAGCCAUGAACAGUCUGUGGAACCGAUUGGCUGCCAGGAUAGUGUGGAAGAAAUAUCUCUGCUGAAGACUAGUUCUGAACUAAUACCAGAUAUUAAACUCACUGUCUGUGGUGAAGGCUUACAAGAGGAAGAAGUGAAGGAUGAUAUACAGCCAGUACCUGUGGAUGAAACAGUUGAAUGCAUUGAUCAGGAUGCCAAUAUUGAUCUACAAGCACCAAAUGAAGUGCAGGAUGAGAAUCAAUCAGCGUUGGACUCAACUGAAAUUACCCGAGAAAUGCACAACCCUGAUCAAAAAAUAGAGGAAGUGGAAACUUCAGGGGAUCCGACACCUGAAUCUCAAAGUUCAACUCUCAAAGAGGUUUUGGCAGAAGUGAACACUGAAGAAAUUAAUUCCACAGAGAACUCUACAGAUGGAAAACUAACUGAAUCCGUCACCAGCAAAGUUGAAGAUGAUCAUCCAGAGACUCCUGUGCCAAAUGGGACCACUUCAGAUAGAGAAUUGAAAAACCAGAGCCAAGUGGAAGUUACUGGCCAAGAUAUCACUGCAGAAGCUGAAGAAAAUGUCCAAGUUAGUGGUUUGGCGCCAAUAGCAAGUAAAACCACUGAACGGGUGAUUGAAAAUCUUUCUCAGGAAUCCUGUCUUGCACUGAAUAACGAAACUCUCAAUUCGGGAUCACUAGAUGUGAAUGUUGAAUGAGAUGUGUUGGAAGCAGAGGCUCAUUAAGAUGAGGUUGAGGAUCCAGAGUAAAUUGAGCAGAAGGUGGAAGGUUGGCUGGAAUUUGGACUUGUUCAAACCAGCUAGUGCCCGAGUUUGAUUUGAGAAGGAAUUUCCAAGCUUUUGCUGCAAGCAGAAUAGUGACUCAACUUGAAGGUUUUGAACAGUCUUGACUAGUUCCACAGUCCUCUGCUUAAGUUUGUUCACUUGAAGAAUGCACCAAAAAAAAAACACUGGAAGAUUAAAAUUGAGACUCUGCCUUAUACCAUAGCUUUCAAUAUGCAAGAUGUUGGGUAUUAGUAGUACACCUUUAAAAGCAUGUUAAUCUAAAAGGGUUGUUCAGAAGACUUGAACUCUUGAUAAUUUAAGUCUAAAUUUAGACUUCAAUUUGCAUAAUAUGCUUUGAGGUCAGUUAUUAAUUGGAUAAUGAGGGUUUUUAAAACUUAAUAAAGUGUCAUAUUAUCCUGGUUUUGGUUUAGUG
This is a messenger RNA of Mobula hypostoma (lesser devil ray), 2950 nucleotides long. Its product is annotated as daf-12-interacting protein 1. The transcript is spliced from 2 exons. Lineage: Eukaryota; Metazoa; Chordata; Chondrichthyes; Myliobatiformes; Myliobatidae. The coding region runs from base 307 to 2451 and encodes 714 amino acids. The record is from RefSeq and is a predicted model, not a curated record.